Molecule: messenger RNA, 1533 nt
Organism: Symbiodinium sp. CCMP2456
Lineage: Eukaryota; Dinophyceae; Suessiales; Symbiodiniaceae
Source: the annotation of a GenBank genome assembly
AUGCCGGCGAAGCGCAAACAGGCGAGGAGAACGACGAAACGCGUGGCGGGCUUCCCUGUGGUGCCACCGAGUGCCGAGGGCUUGGCCGAAGAGCCCCUCGCAAAGCUCAAGGAUGCACUGGGGGCAGAGGUGGGUGCUGGGGCGCUUGCAGGCGCGGCUCAUCUCAUGCUGCGAAGGGGCCGGUGCGUGCUGGCACACUCUGACGGCUUUGCGAACGUGCGCACGAAGCAGCCCUUUGGCCUCCGCACGCUCUGCCGCCUGCAUGGCUGCACAAAGCCGCUGGUAGCUGCAGCCUUCCUUACUCUCGUCGACAAGGGCAAGGUAAAGCUGGCAGAUCCGAUCGGCAAGUACAUCAACUUCUCGGGGGAGGUCAGCGGGAAGGGGCCUGGAAAGAGACUGAGAUUGAAGGCUCGCAAGGUUAAAGUUCAACCAACUCUCCGGCAUCUGCUCACGAUGACGGCUGGACUUCAGUAUCAGGACUGUCCAGCUUACGCCAAGACCAUGCGUCGCAUCAAACAGAGACGGGUGCAGGACCUCGCCUCGAUGUGCGAAGAGCUUGCAGCCCAGCCAUUGCAAAGCGAGCCAGGAUCUCGCUACACCUACAGUUUCUGCACUGACAUGAUCGGCAGAGUCUGUGAAGCCGUCAGUGGCAAGCGUCUGGACAAGUUUGUGAACGAAGCCCUUCUUUCACCUCUGGGGAUGCGAGACACCUUCUUCGAAGUGCCAGCGAAGAAGAGGAAACGAGAAGCAGUCCUGUACGACUGCCAGCGAAGCGGUGGCGGAAAGUACGUGCCGAAGGUCUGGAGCCAGCCCGGAAAGGCCGUCCCGAUCAUGAGCGCCGGUGGAGGGAUCUUGAGCUACAACGAUCCGGGGAUGUGGAGCACCGUGGAGGAUUACGCCAAGUUCUGCCAGAUGCUUCUCACCGGGAAAUCCCCCACAGGGGCAGCGAUCCUGAGACCUAGCACCAUGAAGGCACUCUGGUCCGACAGCCUUGCGGUUUACGGGCAAAAGGAUGGUCGUCUGCCUGGAUGGCACGAUGCUGAUGGCAAGGCCAAAGGUGGAAUGUGGGACUAUACCGGCUGGUCGCUCUUGAACACCCACUUGACCUUCAAGCAGAUGCCAUCACCGAGCAAGAGAGCCCGGGUGGGACAGACCAUGUGGAUGGGAGGUGGGGGCGGUUGUUUCUGGGUGGUGGACAAGGGCAACAAGACCUGCGCAAUCUCCUUUUCGCAGAGCUUCGGUGGGCGUGCGCAGACUGAUGCAGCCAAGGACGCAGCAGUCUUUUUGGAGGCUCCACCGUCCGACAACCUCUACAUUGCUGACCUUCCGCCGGGCUUCACUGCGGAAAGCCUCCAAGCCAUCUUCCAAGAGUACGGGAACAUCUCCCAGUUCAAGCUCCUGCAGAACUCCGGCCCGGGCGGAAAGACCGCGGCUCUCGUGAGAUUUCAGUCCGUCGAAGAGGCAACCUGGCUGGUGGAGAACUUGAAUCACAACAUUCCGCAAGGGCUGAGCUCUCCUGUUAUCGUGAAGUGA